Meloidogyne enterolobii is the source of this 503-nucleotide messenger RNA. The record is from the annotation of a GenBank genome assembly. Lineage: Eukaryota; Metazoa; Nematoda; Chromadorea; Rhabditida; Meloidogynidae.
UUGUUUUUGGAUGGUUUUGCCACUUUCUUUGCUCAAAACUGCCCAAAAUCAUCCUAUGCUAAUUGAAUUGAAAAAUGGAGAAACUUAUAAUGGAAUGUUAAUUGCUUGUGAUUCUUGGAUGAAUGUUCAUUUACGGGAUGCUAUUUGUACUUCUAAGGAAGGCGACAAAUUUAUGAAAAUUCCAGAGGUUUAUGUUCGUGGUUCUACAAUUAAAUAUUUACGUAUUCCAGAUGAGGUUGUUGAGUUAGUAAAAGACGAAGUUAAAGAAGUUCGUAGACAACAAAAAGAAAAUCGAACAAUGAAAAGAAAUUUUGCUAAAGGUGCAAGAGGAGGGGGAAGUGGUGGUGGUGGUGGAAGGCCGGGUGGAGGUCCUAAAUCUGGUGGAGGACAGAGAGGAGGAGGGCAUCAUCAACAGAGACGUUGAUUGAUUUAAUUGGCUAUUUUUUAAAAUAAAAAUUUUGGUUUUUUUAUUUAUUUGGAUAAAUUUAAUUCCUAUUUUGAUA